Molecule: messenger RNA, 912 nt
Organism: Prunus armeniaca (apricot)
Lineage: Eukaryota; Viridiplantae; Streptophyta; Magnoliopsida; Rosales; Rosaceae
Source: the annotation of a GenBank genome assembly
AUGGCUUUAAAUUACCUUAUGUGGAAUGGAGAUUUAGUCCGAAAAAGCAAAGAUGAGGUACUUUUGAGUUGCCUAGGAAAGAAAGAAUACAUGAAGGUCAUGGGAGAAACCCAUGAAGGAAUUUGUGAAGCUCAUCAGGGUGGAAGAAAAAUGUGUUGGUUAAUUAGGAGGAAUGGCUACUUCUGGCCAACUAUGAUGAAAGAUUGCAUUGAUUAUUCCAAGGGAUGUGAGGCUUGUCAAAGGCUUGGCCCAAUCCAGCAGGCUCCUUCAAUUCCCAUGAAUCCAGUAGUCAAGCCAUCGGCAAUGGAUCUCAUUGGCAAGAUUUAUCCAGCUAGUAGCAAACAACACUAUUUUAUCAUUAUAGCUAUAGACUAUUUCACCAAAUGGGUAGAAGCCAAGCCUGUUAAAUCCACUACAUCUCAAGAGAUCAUCACUUUCAUAGAAGAACAUAUCAUACAAAGGUUUGGCAUUCCAGAAUCUAUCACAACAGAUAGGGGAUCUUCUUUCAUAUACGGAGAGAUGCUAGAUAUGGCAGAAGCAUUCAAAUUCAAACUACUUCAAUCCACUCGUUAUUAUGCUCAAGCUAAUGGGCAGGCAGAAUCAAGCAACAAGGUGAUCAUUAACGUUAUCAGGAAAAUGCUUGAGAAAAAUCCAAAGCAGUGGCAUGAGAAGUUAUCAGAAACUCUGUGGGCAUAUAGGACUUCAAAGAGAGAAACAACUGGCAUGACCCCGUAUGCUCUAACUUAUGGUCAUGAUGCAAUUCUGCCUAUGGAAAUAGCAGUCCAAUCUCUCAGAAUUACUCACCAACACAAUCUGACUGGAGAAGACUACUCCCAAGCCAUGCUGCUAGAACUGGAAGGACUGGAUACAAGUAGAAUUGACACCCUCAACAAGCUCUUAGCAGCAAAAUAG